Aedes aegypti (yellow fever mosquito) is the source of this 3627-nucleotide messenger RNA. RefSeq names its product nucleolysin TIAR (gene Rox8). The record is from RefSeq and is a predicted model, not a curated record. Gene Ontology annotation, molecular function: RNA binding. Lineage: Eukaryota; Metazoa; Arthropoda; Insecta; Diptera; Culicidae.
UGACUUCAAUCGAGCGAGAGCUAAAAGGCAGCCUGGCAACCGUCAAGAAGCAGAAUCUGACAGUAUAAAGACAUAAGCGGAAUAUAAGAACCGAACGGCACUGUUGAACAGAAGUAAAGUGCGUGUAAAAUCAAAUCUAGAGGCUUCCGAAAAGUCUCAAGAUUAUCGAAAUAUCUGCGGAUGCUUGGACUAAAUUAGCUAAACCGCAUUUGUCGGUUCGCAAAUUUGCGUGGUCCGUGAAAUUGUGAUUUUUUUCUGCUUCAUCAGGGCGAUACAGUUCGCGACUUUGCGAUAUAAGAUCGGCGGUGAGAGCGUAUGCGAGAGACUUUGUGCGUGUGUUGUGUUUGGUUAAUAGUAUAAUCAUUUGGCAACACUGAUUUUAUACCUUUUGGCAACGAGAGCAGCUUCGGGCUCGAUAGACAGAUGAAAGUUUUCUCCAGAAUAAUGUGAAAAUAUAGUCCAACAGCAUCCAAAUUUGCAUCAAUAUUUGCAAAAUUAACGUACCGUUGAGAUCCAUAUACAUAUUUUUGUGAGACAAGUAAGUGCAGUGAACAAACAGGAUAGUUUAUUGUUUGUGGGGAAUCGACCUGAAAGAAAAGGAAAAAAAAAACAAAAUUUUGGUGUGGUUGCUCCUGCUGAACAGAAAGAAGAGGAGCGAAUCUCAAAGAGGAACAAGUUCUCAUUCGUCCUGCUGGUUUGAAAUUUGCCUGGUGCGGCUAGAGGUACACAUUCGAGAAAAGUGUGAAAGGUCGAUGUUCUGAUCGAAAUCGAAGAAAGAAUAGAAUAUAGCCAAAAUCUUUCAGCUGAGGCAACUCCUAGGUAACGUGUGACUAACUAGAGGAAAGCAGACUUUUGGCACUUCGUACCAGAACCAUCCAUCAUUGACAAAAUGACGGAAGAAGCUUACCCAAAAACCCUGUAUGUGGGUAACCUGGAUCAGUCCGUGACGGAGGAUCUGCUGUGCGCAUUGUUUGGACAAAUGGGAGCCGUAAAAAGCUGUAAAAUCAUAAGGGAAGCCAGCAGCGAUCCUUACGCAUUCAUCGAAUGCAAUCAUCAGUCGGCUCAAACGGCGCUUGCUGCGAUGAACAAGCGGUUGUUCCUGAAAAAGGAGAUCAAAGUAAACUGGGCCACUAGUCCAGGGAACCAGCCUAAAACGGAUACCAGCCAGCAUCAUCACAUCUUCGUGGGUGAUUUGAGUCCGGAAAUUGAAACCGAAACCUUGCGAGAAGCCUUUGCUCCAUUUGGCGAGAUAUCAAAUUGUCGAAUCGUUCGGGAUCCACAAACACUGAAAUCUAGGGGCUACGCGUUUGUGUCGUUUGUGAAGAAAGCUGAAGCGGAAAAUGCGAUUCAAAUGAUGAACGGUCAAUGGUUGGGAUCGAGGAGCAUCAGGACAAAUUGGUCCACUAGAAAGCCACCUGCACCGCGGGAAAAUAUCAAAGGUAUUAAAAGUGGAAAGACACCCGGCUUCGAAGAAAUUUAUAAUAAUACGGGACCCACAAAUACCACCGUAUAUUGUGGUGGCUUCCCUGCAAAUGCUAUUAAUGACAUGCUAAUCCACAAGCAUUUUGGAUUAUUCGGCCAAAUUCAAGACGUGCGAGUAUUUAAGGAUAAAGGAUACGCAUUUAUUAAGUUUAACAAUAAGGAGUCUGCCGCUAGAGCCAUAGAAGGAACUCAUAAUAGUGAAAUACAAGGAUAUGCUGUAAAAUGCUAUUGGGGUAAGGAAAAUGGAGGUGAAAUGGCGAGUAAUGGUAUUAACGCCGCAGUUGCUGCUGCUGGUAUGGUUGGCAUUGGUAUUAAUAGCAUAGCAGGAAGCCCAUUGCAACCUUCAAAUGCGGCGGCGGCCGCUGCAGCUGCAGCAGCAGCAGCCGCAGCUCAACAGCAUGGUGGGAACCCACAACUAACUCAGGCGGCGGCCGCUGCAGGAGCCACGCAGUAUCCUUAUUCUGCCGCAUAUGGUCAGAUGGGUUAUUGGUAUCCGGGAUACCCACAAAUGCAAGCACAGUAUAUGCAACAAGGCUAUGCGGCAUAUCCAUAUGCCUAUGCAGCGGCCAGUCCACAGCAGGCAGGCACUGCUGGUUAUCGCAUGAUGCAGCCAAAUAUGACUGCCGGAUGGGGAAUGCAAGCCGUCCCAGGCGUUGCUACCAAUGGGGCAGCAGCAGCCGCUGCCGCAGCCGCAGCUGCUGCCUCAUCUCAACAGCCAAUGAUGUAUGCGGCAAUGCCACAAUUCCAGACGCAAUGAGACAUAUUGAAAAACUGCCCCAACAACAGCAUUGUUAACAAAAUUGUAGGAGUAACGGCCGCUUCAGCAGCGCCCAUCAAUCACCAGCAAACCGCUCAUUUCAGUUUGAUUACCAAUCCUGCAGUUGCAGCAGCAGCAGCCGCCGCCAAUCCACUGACUGCAGCUGCUGCGAAUUUGAACAAUAGUCUAAUUUCUGCACCACCUAUAAGGACCAACACAAAUAACGCGAUAAUCCUAGCAGCUCAUCAGCAACAUCCGGCAGCACUGCAUCAGCAUCCAUUUGGUGCCCCAACACAUCACUUGAUAGCAACACCAACCAAUCCGUCGAUAACACCGAUUGCAGCAGCAGCCACCGCCGCCAAGCUCUACCACCAUCAGCCCACAGCCACGGUCGUCAAUUCUAUACUUGCACCAAACUCAUCAAAUUCAACUGCUUCUUUAUGUAACCUCCAAGCUGCUAAUACUUGUCAGUUACCGGUACGAACGAUCACUGCCGUUGUUGGUGCGAUGACUACUGUUGCAACGUUGGCAUCAACAGCAGCAACGACGGUGCUAACUCCUUCUUCCGCAACAGCCAAUGGAAUUGUUCCUCAAAGCAAUGGUAGUAAUAAUAGUAGUAAUAACAAUUGUAACAGUAGCAGUAACAGUAUUGCGGCUGCCGUUGCUGCUAUUAUAAACAAUAACCUAAAUUUCAAAUAUAGCAGCAACAGCGGAAAUAUCAACAGCAGCAAUGUGCUACAAAAUACCGGUAUGAAAGUUCCAGUAAAUAGUUCCAGCAAUAAACAUAUUAGCAGUAUCGAACCAAAUAAUCUGAAACAUAAACUCAACGAUGAAAAUGAUAAGUUUCAUCCCACAAAUGGAGUGGAAGGCAGCCCUGUGUGCAAGAAGAAGGCGAUAGAUAGUGGGAGCAGUAAUGUUGCCAGCAGUACCGAUGAAAGUUGCCAUUUACCAGAAGAAGCUGUAGCAACAUCGACAACAUCAAUGGCAGGGACGACUACAAUUACCACGACAAACGACAGCAACCAAGAGAGAUGAAUAGGACACUCGAGCGAAGACUGUGAAAAAAUGCGUACCAUUUUCUGGUUCGGUAGGAUAUUUUAAUUCCCGACCAUAAACGGUGAGUGUAGAUCAGCUAUACUGUUUUAAACAAGUUUGUUUGCAUCAUAUGUUGGAAUCUUGUGUACAACCAUCUCCAUCUGAUUAUGUACUAUUUUCUUAAUGGACACGUGUGUAAAGAACAUUCUCUGUAAUUAAUUUAAUGAAUAGGUCCUCAUUUUUAGAUGAAAAGGUAUCAUAUUACCGUUUAAGAAACGACUAAUAGAGUGAGGCAAUAAUACAAAUCUUGAUAAAUUUGUGAACACGUAGAGCAAUAAUUACAGACAUUAAUA